CAAUGGAGAACUCACAGUCACAGUCAGAACCAGGAGACGAAUUAUCAGUUGAACAGAACAUUUCUCAAGAUUUCAACACAAAUGGAUAUUCGGACUCUCACCAUCAAACAUUUGGACAAGAGCGAGGCGGAUCUGUGUUCCCCCCCCGACUGGUUGUCCUCAGCCUGGGCCUGCUGAAUGCUGUUCUGCUGAUUAUUGCUGUCGUCAUUGGGAUUUACUGUGUCAAAGGUGAGAACCUUCAGGUUCCUCGUUCAGCUAUUUCUCCCAUCAUCAUCGAGAUGAACCAUCUCCACAACAACAGUGACGUCAUCAAAGCUAAAGCUGAGGCCCAGACACAAUUAGCGACACAGCGAGCCAAACAUCUGCAUCUGAAGCGGCAACUGAAGCAGAUGGUAACCCGCACUGACGCCCUUCAGGCUCAGAUAGAGACCCUCAAGACAGAGAAGACAAACCUGCAGUCUAAUAAAACUACAGUAGAGGGAUCGUGUGGCAGGUGCCUUCAAGGAUGGAGGUUUCUUAAUUCAUCCUGCUAUUAUUUUUCUUACCAUGCGUCUAACUCCAAAAAGAACUGGCGGGACAGCAGAGCACACUGCAUGAGUCAAGGGGGCGACCUACUUGUGAUCGAUAACUCAGCUGAGCAGCAACUCAUCACUGAUAACUUUGCAAGUCCAAAAAGCAGCACUUUGUGGUGGGAGAAUGGAUUUUGGAUCGGCCUCACUGAUGUCAAGAUACCAGGAACAUGGGUUUGGGUUAACGACGUCACUGAGGUGGAAACAGCGUACUGGAAAAGUGGGCAGCCUUCCAAUGAAGGACUUCAGAGUGGGAACUGUGCUGCUUUGUAUCACGUGACUGACAUUAAGGGAGCGUUCUAUAACGGACACUGCAUUGUACAUCUAUACGAAUGGAUCUGUGAAAUGGAGCCGAGCCAAACAUGAAGCAUCUCAAGUGUAAAUCACAGUAACUGGACAAAUACGUUGUGGCGAUGCAAAAUCUUUCAAAUAAACAAAUUGCAGCUCGAUACAUGGAGCGCCAAUGUU
Pseudoliparis swirei is the source of this 1037-nucleotide messenger RNA. RefSeq names its product hepatic lectin-like. The coding region runs from base 3 to 935 and encodes 310 amino acids. The record is from RefSeq and is a predicted model, not a curated record. NCBI's taxonomy places the organism in Eukaryota, Metazoa, Chordata, Actinopteri, Perciformes, Liparidae. The transcript is spliced from 6 exons.